Messenger RNA from Acomys russatus (golden spiny mouse), 1806 nucleotides. RefSeq names its product UDP-N-acetylglucosamine pyrophosphorylase 1 like 1 (gene Uap1l1). Gene Ontology annotation, molecular function: UDP-N-acetylglucosamine diphosphorylase activity. NCBI's taxonomy places the organism in Eukaryota, Metazoa, Chordata, Mammalia, Rodentia, Muridae. Gene Ontology annotation, biological process: UDP-N-acetylglucosamine biosynthetic process. The record is from RefSeq and is a predicted model, not a curated record.
GUUGGUCAUAAGGUCACGAGUACCCGCUGAGCCUGCAGCUGUGGUUGCAGCAUGGCUUCGGAGAGGGAUGUGCGCGCACGGCUGCAGCGCGCGGGCCAGGAUCACCUCCUGCGCUUCUGGGCCGACCUGGCACCGGAGCCUCGGGCCGCGCUGUUGGCGGAGCGCUCUUUGGAGCCCGACGCGCUGCGCGAGCACUGCCAGCGCGCCUCGGCCGCCUGCGCGCGAGCCCCGGGACCUCUGCCGAACCUGGCGGCGCGCCUGCAGCCCCUGCCCCCAGAACGCGUGGGCAGCGCGGUCCGCUGCGACCGAGAGACACGCCAGCGGUGGGAAGAGGAAGGAUUCCGACAGAUUGCUCUGAACAAAGUAGCUGUCCUGCUGCUGGCCGGUGGGCAGGGCACUCGCCUGGGCGUCACCUACCCCAAGGGCAUGUAUCAAGUAGGGCUGCCCAGCCAGAAGACACUGUACCAACUGCAAGCAGAGCGGAUCCAGCGCGUUCAACAGUUGGCUGGCCAGCGACUGGGGACCCACUGCACCGUGCCCUGGUACAUCAUGACCAGUGAGUUCACUCUGGGACCCACCAUCAAGUUCUUCAAGGAACAUGACUUCUUUCACCUGGACCCUGCUAACGUGGUGCUGUUCGAGCAACGCAUGCUACCUGCUGUGACCUUUGAGGGCAAGGCCAUACUGGAACGGAAAGAUAAAGUUGCCAUGGCCCCAGAUGGCAACGGGGGCUUGUAUUGUGCUCUGGCUGACCACCAGAUCCUACAGGACAUGAGGCAGCGAGGUGUGGAGUUUGUGCACGUGUACUGUGUGGACAACAUACUGGUGCGGUUGGCCGACCCAGUCUUUAUCGGCUUCUGCGUGCUUCAGGGAGCGGACUGUGGCGCUAAGGUGGUGGAGAAAUCGUACCCUGAGGAGCCAGUGGGUGUGGUGUGCCAGGUGGACGGUGUCCCCCAGGUGGUGGAAUACAGCGAGAUCAGCCCUGAGAUCGCUGGGUUACGUGGGGCUGAUGGGGCCUUGCUCUACAACACGGGCAACAUCUGCAACCAUUUCUUCACCAGAGGCUUCCUGGAUAUGGUCAUCAGGGAGUUUGAGCCCUUGCUGAAGCUGCAUGUGGCUGUGAAGAGCGUCCCCUACGUGGAUGAGGAGGGCAAUCUGGUAAAGCCGCCAAGACCGAAUGGGAUAAAGAUGGAGAAGUUUGUGUUUGAUGUGUUCCCGUUCGCUAAGAACUUUGUUGCCUUUGAAGUGUGUCGCGAGGAGGAGUUCUCCCCACUGAAGAACGCUGACACAGCCAGCAGCGACAACCCCACCACCUCCAGAAGAGCCUUGUUGGCUCAGCACUACCGCUGGGCUCUGCAGGCUGGGGCCCACUUCCUGGAUGUCCACGGGGUCCAGCUUGCUGAGCAGUCCAGCUUGCUCCCAAAUGAAGAUCCUCCAGCCAUCUGUGAAAUAUCGCCCUUGGUGUCUUACUCUGGAGAGGGGUUGGAAAUGUACCUGCAAGGCCGAAAGCUCCCGUCUCCAUUCAUUCUGGAUGAGGAGCAGGCCAGGCUGCUUCUGCAGCCACUGGAGUGCUGACCUGCUUGCUCACAGCCUGCCAGCCCUGGGCUGAGUAGAAAUGCCAGCCUGCAGGACACCGGAGGGAGUGGGCUAGUUUACUUCACAAGGCUGGGACAUCUUGGGUCCCUCGCGGACUCUGGUUGUCUGUGGUUUUUGCUUGUUUUGUUUUGACCUUGAUGCUGCCUCUGGACAACUCAGCCGAGAGGCAGAGGGUUGGGCGCCUCGGAAAUGGAGCUAGAGGAGGUUUCA